Molecule: messenger RNA, 2427 nt
Organism: Olea europaea var. sylvestris
Lineage: Eukaryota; Viridiplantae; Streptophyta; Magnoliopsida; Lamiales; Oleaceae
Product: probable WRKY transcription factor 20
Exons: 5
Coding region: 299-2182 (627 amino acids)
Biological process (GO): regulation of DNA-templated transcription
Molecular function (GO): DNA-binding transcription factor activity; sequence-specific DNA binding
Source: RefSeq, a predicted model, not a curated record
UAAUGAGGAAGAGCAGGGCCAGGGAUGCCCUCCACGUCCCCUAGCCUGCCAGGGGAUUUCUCUUCCCCAUCCCUGCUUAGGAAGACAUUGUUCGAUGGUGUUUAUUCCAAAAUUGCAGUAGAAACAGGAUCCUGACAAUGGAUUUCAUGAAGUAGAGUUCAAUUUGAAAGAUUGCUAUAUAUCUGGAGUGCUUCAUGAGUGUCAGACAAACUGCAGAAGAGACUGAACACUAAGUUGAAGUCAGAUACAGCAGUCUUAUCAAGAGAAGGGUGCACCCCCAUCCCCAAUUUGAGAGAAAAUGUCUAGCGACGUGCAGCAGAGACAAAACCAACCUACUGGCAUUCAAUUGUUACAAUCUAGUCAAAUAGAAAACUCUCUCUGCCCAAUGCGUGAGAAAGAACCAGGUGAUAUCUUGCUGAAGCAGAAUCCAGAAAAUAGUAACCCGACAUCUCAAUCAUAUGUAACACCCAAACAAGAAUCAAAUGAUUUGCUGCAGAGACAAAAUACUGAUGCUGGAUGUGAUGAAUCAGAAUUAUGCGAAGCGGAGAGAGCUCUGUUUAUUAAAAGGGAGAGCACUUCUGAUAUUGUGGUGGAAAUAAAAUGUUCAAAUCCAGAGAACCAAUAUGAUCUUGACCAAGACAUUUAUUUUACAAGAUCAGAUAAAGCUAUGCAGAAAUUGCAGCCAAGGCGGAACCCUGACACUGUAGUUCAUAAGUUACAAUCAGGACAAAAAAGUAUUCCCUAUGGAAUACCUAUAAUCCCCAAAACACUUGAUGAUUUGCAGCCGAGACAGAGCCCUGAUGAUGUACUGCAAAAGUCAGAAUUGAGGGAAGAAAGAAUUGUUACUGUCAAAAAGGAGAAGGCUUCAGAUGUUGUGUUACCAGUACCAAGUUUCAUAUCUGACAUACCUGCAUCACAAUAUCGCCAGCAGAAAUCAAAUUAUUCUACUAUACCAGAGAAAGCUCCCGCGAAACUGCUGCCAAGGCGAAACCUUGACAUUGUAGCCUGUGGUUCACAAUCUGAUCAAGGAAGCAUUCUCUCUAGUGUCUCUGAUAAAGUGUCUGUUAUACCAAAACAAGAAUCCAAUAAUCUACAGUCUAAACAAUGCUUGAGUGCUGGAUACCAUGGGUCGAUUAGCAAUGAAGAAAAAUCUGUUUCUAUAAAAAGCGAAAUGGUCGCAGAUAAUUUUCCACAAAUACCAUGUUCGGAACUUGGGGGGCCUGCAUCACAUUCUGAUCAACAGCAUUUUUCAUUCUCUACAAGACCUGAGAAAGCAGAUAAAUUGCUGCAGAGAAGGAACCCUGACCCUGUAAUUCAAGGAUCGCAAUCUGAUCCAGAAAGCAAUCCCUCAAAAGUACCAGAAAAAGCAGUAGAUGAUGGCUACAACUGGAGAAAAUAUGGGCAAAAGAUUGUAAAAGGAAACGAAUUUGUUCGAAGUUACUACAAGUGUACUUACCCUAAUUGCCUUGCGAAAAAGCAAGUGGAGAGAUCACAUGAUGGUAAUCUAAAAGACGUUAAUUUCCUUGGGAAUCAUGAACAUCCUAAACCACAACACAGUCCCUGUGUGGCCACUGGUCAUCUAGUGCGAAGACCAGCCUCAGAAGGUGUUGCUGAGCCAUUUGCACCUGGCGAUGCAUCUCAACAUAUGGAACCAACGGAGACCUCACAGCGAUUGCCUGUGGCAGCAACUGGUGAUGGGGAGGCGUGCACAGUUUCACGGUCAAGCACUAAAAUCUGUGAUGAAAAUGAUAGCUGUCGAGACUCGAAACGACAGAAGAGAGAGAUUUCUGGUAUUGAUGAUAAUCUGAAUAAACCCAAUUGCGAAUCCAGGCAUGUUGUUCACACUAUUAGUGAGAUUGAUGUAGUGAAUGACGGCUACCGCUGGCGAAAAUAUGGGCAGAAAUUUAUUAAAGGCAAUCCAAACCCAAGGAGUUACUAUAGGUGCACACAUACUGGUUGUCCAGUUAAGAAACAUGUGGAAAGAGCUUCUCAUGAUCAAAAGAUGGUUAUUACAACAUAUGAAGGACAGCACGACCAUGGUACGCCUCCAUCUAAGACCGUCUGCAAAAAUACUGCUGGAAGCGACACUACUUUGUCUUUAAAUGGUGAAUCCAGAUUAACACUCGGAGAAAAUAAACCUGUUGGCUUAGACAUGGUUGUUCAUAUUAGUGCAAACUCAUAAUAUUUUCGGCAGCAGGGGGUUAGAUUAGCUGCAACAGAAUGAAUCUACUAUUUUUUUUCUUGUUUUAAAUAUUUUCUUAUUAUCUUCCAGUGGGGUGGUUGAGAUUUUCCUGCCCUGUUAUGAGAGGAAUGAUUGUACCUAAACAUUGGUUUAAAACUUUAUUGGUCAGAGAAUGGAAACUUACGAUUGUUGUAAAAAUUAUUCUAGUGAAAAACAAGUAACGGAACGUCCAUAGUUGGCUUCUA